Strongylus vulgaris is the source of this 252-nucleotide messenger RNA. The record is from the annotation of a GenBank genome assembly. NCBI's taxonomy places the organism in Eukaryota, Metazoa, Nematoda, Chromadorea, Rhabditida, Strongylidae.
AAACAUCAUUUUGCAUUACAAGAUCAAGAAUUCUUACAGAGAUCUGAGAACGAAAAUCCUCCGGUUCUUGUGGGAGCAGUCUCUCGUCUACUCUGCAGUGGGGCGAGCAAGCACAACGAUCUCACAGUUAGUGUUGAUGGCUUCAUCUAUGAACGUGUUCGAUAUUUUCAAUGCAGCUCGCAAUGGCAGACGCAUAUAAAGUCUUUUCCUCUAUCACUUAUCUCUCAAGGUAAUGCUCCUUCCGCCGUCUGA